GCUCACGCUUCUUUCUAUCUGUGGAACGUACCGUCAAUGUCUGUUGUGAAUUUUUGGAAUUUUACUCCAUCCCUCUUCCUUUCUCGCUUCCCAUCCAUGCUAUCGCAAAUCCAGCAGGAUUCCAUGAUUUUUCUAUAUGGGAGAUUAAGGAAUAAAACUGAAGACAGAGGAAUCACUCAUUUUAGUACGAGUAGAAGAAACUCGCACACUGUCCAGACUGUGAGGAGUAAGUACAGGAACAAUGUUGCCCUUGGAACAUGAUUGGCUGUGAGGGGCUAGAGGAGGUGAGAACCUGAGAGGGAACUGCUUCAAUGGCGUGGACUGAGCCACGGUCUCAUCAAGACCCACAGCAGGAUCCAAAACUGAAACUUUCCCAUCUCGGAGCUCACUCAACAACUUCAGCUGUCUUUCUCUUCUUGAUUGCUGCCUUUGCUGGCGUUUGUACAGCCGGCCCACCCCAGCCAGCCUUCCCCCCUCUCCUGUCUGGACAGCCUUUUAUUAUCUUCUGGGGUAUCCCUGAUUCUUCCUGCUCUGGUCGGCCAGAUCCCGGCUCUUUUGGGAUGGAACGGGAAGGUCGUGUAGCUGUCUUUUAUGAAGAUACAUUGGGGAACUACCCGUACUUUGAAAACAUAGACACGCCAGUAAAUGGGGGACUACCACAGCACACACGCCUGGAAACUCACCUCCAGAAGACCCAGCAGGACUUAGAGGAAGCUUUACCUGCCCCAAGGUACCUUGGGCUGGGGGUAUUACGCUGGGCAGAGUGGGUCCCUCAGUGGUCGAGGGCCCGAGACAAGCAAGCAGUGUACGUGCAGGCAUCAAAGAAACUGCUUAAGGGUUUCUUUCCUAACUGGAGCCCAGCAGAAGUGGAGAAGUGGUCACAGGUGGACUUUGAGGCAGCAGCCCAGUCAUUAAUGACGGAGACUCUACGGGAGGUCAAAAGGUUAAGACCCAAAGCAUUAUGGGGCUUUUCCCCUUACCCUGGCUGUUACAACAGUGACCGAUCUCAUGCCAUGUUAGCCAAUUACACCGGCCAGUGCCCUCCCACAGAGAUGGCUCUUAAUGAUGAGCUUUCAUGGCUAUGGAAACGAAGCUCUGCCCUCUACCCUCUCCUUACCCUAAAGAAGCUGCAGAGUGGAACCCCUGGAGCCAGACUUUAUUUAUCCAGUCAAAUAAAGGAAGCACUACGAAUAUCUUCUGUGAGCGGGGCAGAGUUUGACCUUCCUGUAUUCCCUCUUGUUAAGAGUGUUUACGCCUCAACUAAUACUUUUUUAUCACAGGCUGAUCUGGUCAGCACCAUAGGAGAAAGUGCUGCCAUGGGAACAGCAGGAGUUGUUAUCUGGGAGAGAAGUGAGACUAAAACAGAGAGAGAGUGCCAGGAACUGGCAGAGUUUGUCCGGAAGGUCCUGGGACCCUACUCCAUCAACGUUACCACAGCAGCUCGACUCUGCUCAGCCUCCCUUUGCCAAGGAAGGGGUAGAUGCGUCCGUCAAAAUCCAGAAAGCUCCACCUAUCUCCAUCUCCCACAACCAUCCACAGUGGUGGAAAAGGCAGAGGUAUCGAAAGCCACAGAUCCGCCAGACACAGAUACUAAGACAGCUGAACCAGAUCCAGCUGAGAUCUGGAAGAAAGACUUCCAGUGCCAGUGGUAUAAGACUCAGGAUGAGGAUGUCUUAGACCAGCAGUCUCCCAAAGAUGGAGUGUCUCUUGGAGGAACAGUAGAAGCAAACACUGGAGGUGUAGCAGGGACUACAACAGCUGCCACAACAAAACGUGCCUCUGUGACGGACUUUAGAGGAAGUAGCACAGCUGGUACUGUAAGUCCAGCACCUUCACUGGAAGUAUCAACGGAUGAGGGUACCAAUCCAGUGAGUCCCCCAAACAUCACUGUUUUGCUGUUGCUGGUGGCUGGACGCCUAUGCCUGGAACCUUAAAUUUUGAACUAAAGAGCCUUCACCUGGAAGGUCUGCAUUAAAAAAAAACAAGUAUGAGCCCUUCUCAAGUGCCCUUGAGCAAAACAUUUAAGCCCUGCCAGGUGCAGGUGUACUGAUUAAUCGAGAGUGAUUUGAAUGGUAUAUCAUUAAAAAAAAAAAGGACAACCUAUGACCAGAGCUAGGAGUCAAAACCUAUCACUGGCCGUGCCAAGAGUUUCAGGUUACACUGGCUGGAUUUAAAGAGAAAGGAGAAAUCACUGACGAGCCAGAUCAUCCAACCACACCACAGACUGGUAACGUUUGUAAACCCGCUCUGAGGUUUGUGCAUAUUUCUGAUGGCAGUAAAUGAUAAGCAUUGGAGGCCAAGCAUAUUCUGGCUUUAAAUAAAUGUGUCAGGUUAAAGGGUGAGUUCAAAAAGAAAUGUUUUAUUUUAUCAUGAAAUAAAACAACAGAGGAUACAACACAAAAAUGUUGGUGACUGAUUUCAUCACUGCAAUGAAAGCUGCUGACACUGAGGACUGCACAUUAUUCCAAAGUAAGUGGGACAGCAGAAGCCAGGGCCAAAGAAACCAUUUACAGUUUACACUGCUGAAUAAUAAUGCAGGUAAGCGAAAUGUUGUGUUCUUUUGUUAUUUUGGAAAACUCAACUUUUAAUCUGCCUUAAAAAGCAGUUUAUUUAAAGUUUAGCAUCAAGAAUUUAAGUGCAAAUUUUGUACACAAUGAAUAUCUGUCAUCCUUGGGCUACAUUUAGCAUAUUAGCCCCCCAAAAAACCCAAAUACUUAAGCUUUACAUAUCAUAAAUGUUAAUAUCGCUGAGCUGCAGCACACAUUUUCUGAGCGCUCUGGCCUCCUCUGCCUGAGGUCUGGUGGAACUACAUCACUCAACACUGAAAUCAUCACUGUCGGAAAAGCUCAGUUGUAAAACAAUGAAAUGAGUGCUUCAGUUUUCAGGGUAACAGUAUUUCAAAUCUUGGCUCAAUGCUACAUUUUCAUGGUUUACAAAAUUAAAUAAACACAGUAACCCCAGACAACCUGUAAACAUGUGUAUGCAGUCCUGUGCAGUCAAUGCAGUCCAGUGAAACCUAAAUACACCUCAUGAUCCAGUAGCCUGUACAAACACCUUUAGAUAACCUUAAGUAAUCAUUUUCUGUAGGAAUUUAUCAGUCUUUCACAUUGUUGUGGGGGAAUUUUGGCCCACUCCUCUUUGCUAUGCUGCUUCAGUUCACUGAUGCUCAUUAUACACAACUCUAUUCAGGUCCUGCCACAUUUCAGUGAAGCUCAGGUCUGGACUUCGACUCUUUUCUUUUUCAGCCAUUCUUUUGCAGAUUUGUUGC
Molecule: messenger RNA, 3268 nt
Organism: Archocentrus centrarchus (flier cichlid)
Lineage: Eukaryota; Metazoa; Chordata; Actinopteri; Cichliformes; Cichlidae
Product: hyaluronidase-2
Exons: 8
Coding region: 312-1934 (540 amino acids)
Biological process (GO): carbohydrate metabolic process; hyaluronan catabolic process
Cellular component (GO): cytoplasmic vesicle
Molecular function (GO): hyalurononglucosaminidase activity
Source: RefSeq, a predicted model, not a curated record